This is a messenger RNA of Diatraea saccharalis (sugarcane borer), 1719 nucleotides long. The record is from the annotation of a GenBank genome assembly. NCBI's taxonomy places the organism in Eukaryota, Metazoa, Arthropoda, Insecta, Lepidoptera, Crambidae.
GACAUUUUGUUUCAUUACUGCGACACACAACGCAUACGAAAACGUUACCUUGGAAAUGCCUUUGAACGCAGCUGGUUGGUCAACAGAGGAAGACGAAAAGCUUAUACAACUAGUGGAACCGCAUCCUUUUUUGUACUAUAUGUUAGAUCCCUCGAGGAAAGAUAUUAUAGCUCGUGAAACUACAUGGAAACAAAUAGCGGAACAAAUAUCUAAGCCAGUUGAAGAAUGCAAAAAGCGCUGGAGAGGUUUACGUGAUGGUUAUUCCAGGUGUAAGAGGGCAGGUUCUGUGCACAAAACUAAAGUUGGUGUAUUUGAGAAACUACAUUUUCUUGACAAUUUGGGCGACCCACUAGAGAAUGUGGAGGUAGAAGAAGAGGAGCAAAUAGAAGAUGAUGGUCUCAUUGGAGCCGAACAACAAGUCAUAACUGACAACCAAGAGUAUUACGAAAUCACAGUAGUCGAAGGUUCACAGGAGACUCAGCCAAUGAAGCCAGUCAUCAAAGUUUUACCAGAAAUGGAAGAACCACCCAAAAAGAUCAGGAAGAACCCCGGUGGCAGAAAAAAGGCAAUUCCUGUGCCUAGAAACAUCCCACCAAUAAAAAUACUACCAAAACCUUUAGAAUAUAAUGGUCCAAAAUUGAUCAGAUAUGUUGAAGAGCCUAGGACACAAGAAAAUAGGUCACAAGUCAUAGACAGCCUUAUUGAGAAGGUCUUGAAAGAAAACACAAAUGAAAUAGAUGUGUUCUUUAGGAGUAUGGCAGCUAGUGUUAAAAAGUUGCAACCGAAUCUAAUACCAAAAGUCAAAAUGGAGGUGUGCAAUGUUAUAGCUAGAUAUGAGAUGCAGAGUUUCGAUAAAAAUCUUCAGAAUUAUUAAGUGCUAUGUGACGUUAUUUUAUUUUUAGUUAAUAUAGUUAUUAAUAUUGUACAAAGACAAAGUUAUAUAUAAAUCCGUGAGUUACUUAUACAAUAAUGUUUAAAUAUUACUUUGAAUAAGGAAUGAAAUUUGCAAAUGAAAUAUAAUAAUGACAAUUCUGUUGGCAUAAACUAUACCUAUUACAAUUAAAUUUUUUUUCUCUAAGUCAGUCAAGAGGAACAGAGUGAGGUUAAAUCCUAAAUUAAAAUAAGGGAGUUUUAAGUUUAGAGCAGCAUUUCUUAUUUUGGGUCGCUGGUGGUAUUUAUGGGUUAUGAAAUUUUCAAAAGAUGUUAUUAUAUUUGAUCAAAUUUGCACCCACUUUGUUCCUGGUUAUAUCUUAUCAUAUAUUAUACUCUGAGAGGGGUACCAUAGACAAAGUAGAUUUUAUAAGCACUUUUUAAAAAUUUAUUAACACGUGACACAUAAAUAAAUCCAUCAGAUAACCGGCUGAUAACCCAAAAAGGUUCAGAACCACUCGCUGGUGAUUUAGAAGUGGUACAGCCAUUGGAACAGAAUUGUCACUAAGUCAAAGUAUUGAAAUCUAUAAUGAUUCACAUAUUGGUGCCAAGAAUCUUUUUUUGACAUGACUUUUUUGGGAUGACAACGAAUUUAUGUUUGUCAGUCCGGUAGAUUAUUGAGGAAUAUUAAACACGUAUCUUUUAUUUUUUUGCGUAAUAAAUAAAUUACGACGAUACGAGUUGGAAUGUCGUACGACGUCACGCUUCUGUACAUUUUCUACAAAACUGUGACAUAAAGAAUACCCCCCAUCCUCAACUUAAUUCCUAUUAAGUAAGCUAUUUCUUGUU